Knipowitschia caucasica is the source of this 3525-nucleotide messenger RNA. Lineage: Eukaryota; Metazoa; Chordata; Actinopteri; Gobiiformes; Gobiidae. The record is from the annotation of a GenBank genome assembly.
AUGGCUGAGGAGUCCAGUACUGCUGCUGCUUCGUGCUCAAACAAUAAAAGACAGGUGUUUUUACCCGGUGGCCCGGUGGGGCAUCAUGCAAACGGACUGACUAAAGGGGCAGGCUCUACCACCUUCUCCAACAGUAAGCCUGGAGCUGCUAAGAAACUAGUCAUCAAGAACUUUAAAGAAAAGCCCAAAUUGCCAGAAAAUUACACUCAGGAGACAUGGCAGAAACUGAAGGAGGCAGUAGAAGCUAUUCAGAACAGGACUUCUAUCAAGUACAAUCUAGAGGAACUUUACCAGGCUGUGGAGAAUCUUUGCUCUCACAAGAUUUCUGCCAAACUUUACCUGCAGCUACGUUCUGCAUGUGAAGAUCAUAUUAAGGCACAGAUCGACCAGUUCAGAGAGGAUGCCUUAGAUAGUGUGCUUUUCCUCAAAAAAAUUGACAAAUGUUGGCAAGAUCAUUGCAGACAAAUGAUAAUGAUCAGGAGUAUAUUUUUGUUCUUGGAUCGUACUUAUGUUUUACAAAACUCCAUGUUGCCAUCAAUUUGGGAUAUGGGCCUGGAGCUAUUCAGGUAUUACAUAAUCAGUGAUGUGAAAGUCCAAAGUAAAACUAUCGAUGGGAUUUUGCUUCUCAUUGAGCGGGAGCGUAAUGGAGAGGCCAUUGACCGCAGUCUUCUCCGGAGCUUGUUGAGCAUGCUCUCUGACCUCCAGAUCUACCAGGACUCGUUUGAGCAGCGCUUUUUGGAGGAGACAAAUCGCCUGUAUGCUGCCGAAGGACAGCGGUUACUGCAAGAGCGAGAGGUGCCAGAAUACCUUCACCAUGUGAACAAACGUUUAGAGGAGGAAGCAGACAGAGUUAUUACUUACUUAGACCAGAGCACACAAAAACCGCUUAUUGCCACUGUGGAGAAGCAGUUACUUGGUGAACAUCUCACAGCUGUAUUGCAAAAAGGGCUGACUCAUCUCCUCGAUGAGAACAGAAUCCAGGAUCUGUCUCUUCUUUACCAACUCUUCAGUCGAGUGCGGGGCGGUGUUCAGGUCCUCCUGCAGCACUGGAUAGAAUACAUAAAGGCGUUUGGUAGCACAAUUGUAAUAAAUCCUGAAAAAGACAAGACAAUGGUGCAAGAACUACUGGACUUUAAGGACAAGGUGGACCACAUUAUAGACAUUUGCUUCUUGAAGAAUGAAAAGUUUGUUAACGCUAUGAAAGAAGCCUUUGAAACAUUUAUCAACAAACGGCCAAACAAGCCUGCUGAACUUAUAGCAAAACACGUAGAUUCAAAACUCCGAGCUGGAAACAAAGAGGCGACUGACGAGGAGCUGGAGAAGAUGCUGGACAAGAUCAUGAUAAUCUUCAGAUUCAUUUAUGGAAAAGAUGUUUUUGAGGCCUUUUAUAAGAAAGAUCUAGCAAAAAGGUUAUUAGUUGGAAAAAGUGCCUCGGUAGAUGCUGAAAAGUCAAUGUUGUCUAAGUUGAAACAUGAAUGUGGAGCAGCUUUCACAAGUAAGCUGGAAGGAAUGUUUAAAGAUAUGGAGCUGUCCAAAGACAUCAUGGUCCAGUUCAAACAGUACAUGCAGUGCCAAAAUAUUCCUGGUAACAUAGAACUCACCGUGAAUAUCCUCACCAUGGGUUAUUGGCCGACGUAUGUGCCCAUGGAGGUGCACCUUCCCCCUGAGAUGGUGAAGUUGCAGGAAAUAUUUAAAACCUUCUAUCUGGGAAAACACAGCGGCAGAAAGCUUCAGUGGCAGUCGACUCUAGGACAUUGUGUUCUAAAAGCUGAAUUCAAAGAGGGAAAGAAGGAGCUUCAAGUGUCACUUUUCCAAACACUAGUACUUCUGAUGUUUAAUGAAGGAGAGGAGUUCACAUUGGAGGAAAUCAAAUUGGCAACAGGAAUAGAGGACAGUGAGUUGCGCCGGACACUACAGUCGCUGGCUUGUGGAAAAGCCCGUGUUCUCACGAAAAUCCCAAAGAGCAAAGAUGUGGAGGAUGGAGACCGGUUUUCCUGCAAUGAUGACUUCAGACACAAACUCUUCAGGAUAAAAAUAAAUCAGAUACAGAUGAAAGAAACAGUGGAGGAGCAGGCGAGUACGACAGAAAGAGUGUUCCAGGAUCGCCAGUAUCAGAUCGACGCAGCCAUUGUGCGAAUCAUGAAAAUGCGUAAAACUUUGAGCCAUAAUCUCCUGAUGUCAGAAGUCUACAACCAACUUAAGUUCCCAGUCAAGCCUGCUGAUUUGAAGAAGAGGAUAGAGUCUCUUAUUGACAGGGACUAUAUGGAACAACCCGCGGUGAAGAAGCAGCUCUCUCCUCACAAACUCCUUCACACAGACGACCAGACUGCAGCCAUGUCCCCGUAUGCUGCAUUUCUCCUUUUCCUCGCCAUCGGCCUUGCUGAUUCUUCUUCACUAACUUAUGAAGCUGACCUAGAUGCUACUACCACUUUGCUGACUUCAACCACUGAGGACACGUCUACUACCACAACCGAGCGAGGCCCCUACUACCACAACCAAGGCUACAACCACCGAGGCCCCUACUACCACAACCAAGGCUACAACCACCGAGGCCCCUACUACCACAACCAAGGCUACAACCACCGAGGCCCCUACUACCACAACCAAGGCUACAACCACCGAGGCCCCUACUACCACAACCAAGGCUACAACCACCGAGGCCCCUACUACCACAACCAAGGCUACAACCACCGAGGCCCCUACUACCACAACCAAGGCUACAACCACCGAGGCCCCUACUACCACAACCAAGGCUACAACCACCGAGGCCCCUACUACCACAACCAAGGCUACAACCACCGAGGCCCCUACUACCACAACUCAUGCACCUACUACCACAACUCCUGCACCAACUCUCCCCACUCCCAACAUACACCAUUUGGGUUUCGCCUUGGCUUUCAUGGAGUUAAAUACGAGGAGAUAAACUUUGAGUUCACCAAUGAAACUAUUGUCUCUGGAAUUUGUGGAGAGGACUACAGUGAGCUCUGGAUCCAAGCUGAAACUCUAACUCUCAAUUUGACCUUCUUUAACGACUCAAAGAAGUUCAGCCUCCAUGCUCUCAAUGCAACGGGAAAAAUGAGCUCUGGAGUUUCAUUCAUGGAACAUAAUGACAACAUGACCCUCUGGCAAGCAUCUCUGGGCAGCUCCUACAUGUGCAACAAAGAGCAGAAUCAUACAAUCACAAACAAGCUGACAAUGUUCACUUUUGAACUCCAAGUGCAGCCUUUUGGUGUCAAGAAAGAUUCUUUUAGUACGGCUGAGGACUGCAUGCCUGAUGGGGAGAGCUUCAUAGUUCCCAUAGCUGUCGGAGUAGCCCUGCUUGUUCUCAUUCUUAUCGUUCUGGUGGCCUAUUUCAUCGGAAGAAAGAGAAACAUGGCCAGGGCUGAGGAAUGCUUCCUGGACUCUGAUUUGAGCUUUUUGGUCCCCAUUGCAGUGGGUGUGGCCCUCAGCUUCCUAAUCAUCCUUGUGCUUAUCUCUUAUCUGAUUGGCCGGAGGAAGAGCCGCACUGGUUACCAGUCUGUAUAA